AUGACUCGUCGACCAUAUAGCCAGGUCCCUCUAGAAGGAUGUGGCAGGCAUCUAUCGGCACAAUGUCGCACAAGAGUUCCUCAAUACAGGACGUGUGUUCAAGAGACUAGGUGGAAGGGGCAAAAAGCAAAAGGUAUAAAAGGAUAUAAGUUGUGGUAUCUAGGGCUGGACGACAGACGUAACGGGGUUGGCAUCCUAGUGUCUAAUGAUAUCCUAAAGCAAUUGGUUGAAGUAAGGAGAUGUAAUGAUAGGAUCAUGCUAGUUAGGAUAGUACUAGGGGAAGAGAUUAUAUCAAUUGUUAGUGCGUACGGGCCCCAAGUUGGUCUCGACGAGCAGGUGCAAUGCGAGCUCUGGGAUAACCUAGGAGACCUCAUGAGAACUAUCUUGGAAGACGAGAAAGUUUUCUUAGGAGGAGACUUUAAUGGACAUAUAGGCAACUAUAACUCGAUACAUGGUGGGUUUGGUUUGGUGACAAGGAAUGAGAGUGGGGAGAAUUUGCUGGAUUUUGCGCUAGCAAAAGAAUUGGUUAUACCAAACUCGAUCUUUAAAAAGAAAGAUGAGCAUUUGACCACAUAUAAGAGUGGCGGGCAUGCAACCCAACUUGACUAUUUCCUAGUGCGCAAGGGAGAUCGGGCAUCAUGCUUGGACUGUAAGAUGAGGAAGAAAAUCGUUGAGAAGAAGGCCGAGUCCAGGGGAAAGAUCAUGUGGGGGAGACUCAAAGGGGACAUGGCCACAACUCUGUCAACCAAGAUAAGUUUAUUGGGAUUCUCAAGACAAUCAGAGAAUGCAAAUGAAAUGUGGACAAACAUGGCAGAAACCAUUAGAAAAGUGGCAAAAGUGACCUUUGGUGUGUCGUCGGGUAACCAAAAGUGUUCAAAGAGUCGUGGUGGUGAAAUGAGGAAGUGGAAAAGAAGAUAA
Amaranthus tricolor (Joseph's coat) is the source of this 918-nucleotide messenger RNA. RefSeq lists its product as uncharacterized. Gene Ontology annotation, cellular component: nucleus. The transcript has 3 exons. The coding region runs from base 1 to 918 and encodes 305 amino acids. Gene Ontology annotation, biological process: chromatin remodeling. Lineage: Eukaryota; Viridiplantae; Streptophyta; Magnoliopsida; Caryophyllales; Amaranthaceae. The record is from RefSeq and is a predicted model, not a curated record.